Messenger RNA from Gaeumannomyces tritici R3-111a-1, 201 nucleotides. RefSeq lists its product as hypothetical. Lineage: Eukaryota; Fungi; Ascomycota; Sordariomycetes; Magnaporthales; Magnaporthaceae. The record is from RefSeq and is a predicted model, not a curated record. The transcript has 2 exons. Bases 1 to 201 code for a protein of 66 amino acids.
AUGAGCAAGUCAAAUCGGAAUCACCAGAUGAAUGAAAUCUGUGCUCGGCGAGUGGAACUUCUGCCCAAGGACUUGUGGCGGACGCCUGAGGCGGCGGCAGUAGGAUCGUGUAGGUUUUGGAGAAGAAAUGCAGUAUGGAAUGUCUGCCCUUGGAGCUUUAUCUUUAAAGCCUGGCUCUGGGCUGGCGCGCAGAAGGCCUGA